CCCAUGAUACAUGCCGCUACCAUCGAAAGUGCAAACGGGUUGGAAAUCGCAUCACUGGCUCCAGGUUCCAGCAAGAGAAAUUGAAAUGGAGAAAACAGCCAAAAAACGUCAAGUUAACGAUGAUUGCAUGAUGGAGGUAGAGACAGUUAAUGGAAUAAAGGGAAAGGCAAGACAGUAUUCAGCCAAAAAGAAAGCCAAGAAUGUACAAGGUGGAGAACAAAGAAAGAUAUCAGUACCAGCGCACAGAUAUUCACCUUUAAAAGAAAACUGGAUAAAAAUAUUUACACCCAUCACCGAACAUCUGAAAUUGCAAGUACGUUUCAAUGUAAAAACCAGAAAUGUGGAAAUUAGAACGGCACCAGAAACCCCAGAUAUUUCGUACCUCCAAAAAGCGGCAGACUUCGUGAAAGCAUUCAUUUGUGGAUUCGAGGUGGAGGACGCUUUGGCUUUGUUACGUCUGGAUGAUCUCUUUGUGGAAUCUUUCGAGAUACAAGAUGUCAAGCAACAAAUGAAAGGGGAUCACCAGUCUAGAGCAAUUGGAAGAUUAGCUGGCAAAGGUGGAAGAACAAAGUUUACCAUCGAGAACGUAACAAAAACCAGAAUUGUGAUAGCCGAUACAAAAAUACACAUCCUCGGUUCUUUUCAGAAUAUACAAUUAGCUCGUAGAGCGAUAUGUAAUUUAAUCUUAGGAAGUCCUCCUUCCAAGGUUUAUGGACAAUUAAGAAACAUAGCUAGCAAGAUAUCGGAACAAUUCUAA
Messenger RNA from Cyphomyrmex costatus, 757 nucleotides. RefSeq names its product RNA-binding protein pno1. The record is from RefSeq and is a predicted model, not a curated record. Gene Ontology annotation, cellular component: nucleus. Lineage: Eukaryota; Metazoa; Arthropoda; Insecta; Hymenoptera; Formicidae. The transcript is spliced from 3 exons. Gene Ontology annotation, molecular function: RNA binding. Bases 11 to 757 code for a protein of 248 amino acids.